GUGAGAAGCGGACAGAAGUUGAGCUGUAUCUCAGAAGAAAGAAAAAAAAAACGUCCAGUUUGUCCCGGUUUACAUUCCGGGGACCGACGGUGGGAACGGGCCCGGACGUGCUGACGGCGGCGGCGGCAGACAGGUAGCUAUGGGCUCCAUGUUUCGCAGUGAGGAGGUUUGCCUGGUGCAGCUCUUCCUUCAGUCCGGCUCGGCCUACAACUGUGUCAGCGAGCUGGGAGAGCUGGGCCUGGUGGAGUUCAGAGACUUAAACCCGAAUGUGAACGCUUUCCAGAGGAAGUUUGUCAGUGAGGUCAGACGAUGUGAGGAGCUUGAGAAAACCUUUACCUUCCUGGAACAGGAGAUCAGUCGCUCCCUCUCUCCGCCCCUGCGGUGCCCCCUCCCUCCUCCGUGCCCCACCCCUUCGGCCCCUCAGCCCCGCGAGCUCAUCACCAUCGAGGAGGAGAGCGAGAGGCUGGCCCGGGAGCUCAAGGAGGUGUCCAGGAACAGAGACAGCCUUCGGGCUCAGCUGACACAACUCUGCCAGUACCAAGGAGUCCUGACGCAAACCCACUCGCUCACAGUCUCACAUGCGCCUCCGCCUGCGCUAGAAAACCAAGGCCUGUUUGAUAAUCGCCAAGAUGUCCACCUCAGCUUUGUGGCCGGAGUGGUCCACCCCUGGAAGGUCCCCUCGUUUGAACGCUUGUUGUGGCGGGCCUGUCGCGGUUUUAUUAUCGUGGACUUCAGAGAAAUGGAGGACAGACUGGUGCAUCCGGACACGGGGGAAAUGGUGCAGUGGACAGUGUUUCUCAUCUCAUACUGGGGAGAUCAGAUCGGACAAAAAGUCAAGAAAAUAUGCGAUUGCUUCCACACUCAGACGUUUGCAUACCCUGAGAGCAGUGCUGAGAGAGAGGAGAUUCUCCAGGGCCUUCAGGGAAGAAUCGAGGACAUCAAAUCGGUGCUGGCACAGACCGAGAGCUUCCUGCAGCAGCUGCUGGUGAAAGCCGUCGCCGUCCUCCCUCAGUGGAAGGUGCGAGUGCAGAAAUGCAAGGCGAUCCAGAUGGUGCUGAACCUCUGCAGCCCUUCAGUCACCGAUAAGUGUCUGAUCGCGGAGGCAUGGUGUCCCACCGCCAAGCUGCCCGAGCUGCAGAGCGCGCUGAGAGAGGGAGGGAGAAAGAGCGGCAGUGGGGUCGACUCGUUCUACAACCGCCUGCCGUCCUCCACCCCUCCCCCGACUCUGUUUCCCAUCAACUCCUUCACUGCAGGUUUCCAGAACAUUGUUGAUGCUUACGGCGUGGCCAGCUACCGCGAAGUCAAUCCAGCGGUGUACACCAUCAUCACGUUCCCCUUCCUCUUCGCCGUGAUGUUCGGGGAUGUGGGUCACGGUUUGCUGAUGACCCUGGCUGCUCUCUGGAUGGUCCUGGAGGAGAAGGACCCCAAACUCAAGAAUAACACCAAUGAGAUCUGGAGGAUGAUGUUUGGAGGGAGAUACCUGAUCCUGCUGAUGGGCCUUUUCUCCAUUUACACGGGGGCCAUCUACAACGAGUGCUUCAGCCGAGGCCUCGCGACGUUCAGCUCGUCCUGGCACGUCGGCCCCAUGUUCGAGAAAAACAUUUGGAAUUCCUCGGUGCUGGCAGAGUACCCGUUCCUCUCGAUGGAUCCUGUGGUGCCUGGGGUUUUCACCAACGCCUAUCCUUUUGGCAUUGAUCCGAUCUGGGGCCUGGCCAACAACAAGCUGACCUUCCUGAACUCCUACAAGAUGAAGAUGUCCGUCAUCAUCGGUAUUUUUCACAUGACGUUUGGAGUCUGCUUGUCGUUCUUCAACUACUGGCACUUCGGUAAGAUCAGCAGCGUGUUCUUCGUGCUGAUCCCAGAGCUCUGCUUCAUGGUGUUUCUGUUCGGCUACCUCGUCUUCAUGGUGGUCUUCAAGUGGAUCGCUUACACUCCUGCUCAGUCCAAGAGUGCUCCCAGUAUCCUGAUCCACUUCAUCGACAUGUUCCUCUUCACGGAGAACGCCGAAAACCCGCCGCUCUAUCAGGGACAGAUUGUGGUGCAGAAGGUCCUGGUGGUGCUGGCUCUGUGCUCGGUCCCCGUCCUCCUGCUUGGGAAACCCACAUGUGAAUAUUUCAAGUUCACAAGAAGACGGCGUCGUGUACGCCUUGAGGACGACCGGCGCCCGCUGAUGGGUGACAGCGGCUCCAUCAACACCCGUCAGGGGGAGGUGGAAGGAGGAGCCGCAGACGAGGAGGAGUUUGACACUGCGGACGUGUUCAUGCACCAAGCCAUCCACACCAUCGAGUACUGCCUGGGAUGCAUCUCCAACACGGCGUCUUACCUCCGGCUCUGGGCUCUCAGUCUGGCUCACGCACAGCUGUCGGAGGUGCUGUGGGUGAUGGUCAUGCGCAUUGCUCUGAAGUGGCAGGGCUACGUGGGCUCCGCCGUGCUCUUUGUGAUUUUUGCCUUUUUUGCCACGCUGACCGUCGCCAUCCUGCUGGUGAUGGAGGGACUGUCGGCCUUCCUGCACGCGCUGCGUCUGCACUGGGUGGAGUUUCAGAAUAAGUUCUACAGUGGAACCGGCUACAAGUUCAGCCCCUUCUCCUUCUCGGCUCUCAUCAAUGCCCCAGCUGUUAUAUGAUCGGCUGCCAAGCGGUUUAGUUAACGUGUGUUUCUGUCUUAAUAAUGGUAUUCUGUUGCCUGUAGGCAAUGAAAUGGUUUAAUUAACUUGCACAAUAAUCAUCAUGAAUGAUUGACUGUUAUUUCUGCAUUGGUGGAAGUAGUCCUAUAAUGAAUCGCGACUACAUUAUAUCAAAUAGAAAAGAAAUAUACUUUUGUAUCCCCCAUGCAAUUUUUUUAUGCCUUUAUGUACUCCUUCCUAAUUACUCGUUCAGCAGCUCAAACAAUGGUGAUUAUUUGCAUUUCAUUGUGUUCUUAAAUAAUGAAGGCACCCGUUACGAAAAGGGAAGGUGGAUCUGUCCUGCUGUUUAAGGGAAUGUCUUAUCUCUCACUUCAGCUUGUAAGAUCAAAAAUAAAUGACAACAGGGAAUGAUUCAAAAGACUUUCGCAAGCCAAAGAUACUUCCCCUCAUUGUCACGUCUUCCAAACUCACUACACAGCAGGUAUUUAUUGAUUGAUCCAUUUUGUACGUGCCUUACUGAGAUUCUCUGUUUAUGCAGCUUUUCUGUUCGACGGAUACUCUUUCCUAUCAUCAUGCCACAGUUUUUCUUUUUUAAUUUCUGCCUCUUUACACUGUACAAAUGAUCAAAUACGAGUUGGAAUUAAAUAGGACUCAUCGCGCUGGGAUUUUAUUAUGUGAAGUUACUGAACCAGUAAUUUCUCUUUUCACACAUAUAUGCAUGUCAAUACUAAAAAAAAAAGAAAUCUGAACAGAAGCUUAAAGGUUUUUAAUUUUCUCAACAGGCAGUGUCAGCGGUUGCCACAUGUGCUCAUGCC
Molecule: messenger RNA, 3438 nt
Organism: Salarias fasciatus (jewelled blenny)
Lineage: Eukaryota; Metazoa; Chordata; Actinopteri; Blenniiformes; Blenniidae
Gene: tcirg1b
Product: T cell immune regulator 1, ATPase H+ transporting V0 subunit a3b
Exons: 21
Coding region: 140-2623 (827 amino acids)
Biological process (GO): vacuolar acidification; proton transmembrane transport
Cellular component (GO): plasma membrane; vacuolar proton-transporting V-type ATPase, V0 domain; vacuolar proton-transporting V-type ATPase complex
Molecular function (GO): proton-transporting ATPase activity, rotational mechanism; ATPase binding
Source: RefSeq, a predicted model, not a curated record